AUGGUGGUCAUUAUAAUCCUCCUCUAUAUCGUCGCUACCAUCAACUUCGUCUUCAAUUGGUUAUACAUUCGUUCUAUAUUCGUCGACCAUGGACAGAAUUUUCGAACCCGAUAUCUAUCUCAGUGCGGUCCUAGCUUCGAAUCAACAGUGGAGAUGGGUGUUACAGGUGCCAUCUGUACCAUCCUUGCGGACUCUACUAUAAUUUGGCGCUGUUGGGUAGUCUGGGGACGCCGGUGGCUGACUGUUUUGCUCCCCGUUCUUCUUCUCAUUUCUGGAACUGUGUUUAAAAUCAUCUCGACAUACGAAAUAUCCACCAUCACAGCUGCUUACCCUCUCGGUUUCGCGCUUUAUUCAGCCUUCAUCCUUGCUACAACUUUGUGGUGCACGGUACUCAUUAUCUACCGUAUUGUCACAGUUGCACGAGGAAGUGACACAGGAAGCGGAUUCCGAACUUAUAGCCAUGUUAUCGAGAUCAUGGUCGAAUCAUCAGCUCUUUACUCUCUAACAUUGAUCUUAUACGUCAUUUUCUAUGCUCGCGAAGACGUCACAAUUGCAUUACUUCGACUCCCUAGUGGGGAUGGCAAGGGCACGCUCAUGUGGAAUUGCCCCGCACUCCUUGUUGGACGUGUCGCAGCAGGCCACGCUCGCCCAGACGACUCAUGGCAAGGCAGCAUGAUAUCGGGCUCACUUCACUUCAGGACGCGUUCUGGAGGUCAGAACUCUCAGCAAAACUCUUUCACGAUAAGUGACGACCUCGAAGGGCACGAGAGAGAGGAUGAACACACCCAUCAUAUGUUGAAAGGAUCUCGGGAAGACACUGUAAACAAGAUCGUCGUAUGCCGGGAUGGCCCCGAGGUGCGGCUGGAGAGACUAGGAGACAGUCAAUUUAUUAGCGGGACUGUCGUUUAUGAGGAUGACAUUGAGAACGUUUGA
This is a messenger RNA of Desarmillaria tabescens, 933 nucleotides long. RefSeq lists its product as uncharacterized. The transcript has 4 exons. Lineage: Eukaryota; Fungi; Basidiomycota; Agaricomycetes; Agaricales; Physalacriaceae. The record is from RefSeq and is a predicted model, not a curated record. The coding region runs from base 1 to 933 and encodes 310 amino acids.